AUGUCUCGCCUCCUCCGCCCCACCAGCUCGCUGCUGUGCCGUCUACAGCCAUCGCCGAUCCGCUCUCUGGCCACCGUCUCCGCCCCGCGGCUCCCGGCGGACCUCUCGAUCUCCUCCAAAGUGAUCCUCAUCACGGGUGGCGGUCGGGGACUCGGGUUAACACAGGGGGAAGCCCUCGCCGCCGCCGGCGCAACAGUGUACGCCCUGGACGUGCACUCCGCUGCGCCCACCGAGUUCACACGUGCCGCCUCCCUGCUGCCAGCGGGCGGGGGGCAGCUGCACUACCUUCCCCUAGACGUACGGGACAACUUGGCGCUGACAGCCGCGGUGCGGGGGGUAGCGGAUGCUGAGGGGAGGAUCGACGGGUUAAUUGCGGCUGCGGGCGUGCUCGAGGAGGUCGAUGCCCUCCGCUGCACCAAGGAGCAGUUUGAUCGUAUCAUGGGGAUUAAUGUUACCGGCGUGUUUUUGUCCGCUCAGGCGUGUGCAAGGGAGAUGGUUAGGCUCGCGGAACAAAGAGGCGAGGAGAAGGCUGGUGGGAGUAUUGUACUUGUCGCUAGCAUGAGCGGUGUCGUGGCGAAUCGCGGCGUCCCCAUGGCGGCCUACAACACGUCGAAAUCGGCGGUGCACCAGCUAUCGCGCAACCUCGCGGCAGAAUGGGGCGUUCCGCACGGUAUCCGCGUGAACACUUUGUCGCCGGGGUACAUAGCAACAAAGAUGGUCGAGAACCUGUUUGAGCGGUACCCCGAGCGCAGACAGCUGUGGAGCCAGCAGAACAUGCUGGGACGCAUCAGCUCGCCCGAUGAGUAUAAGGGUGUCGCGGUGUUUCUCAUGAGUGAGGCGAGCAGCUUCAUGACCGGCGCGGAUUUGAUGGUCGAUGGGGGGCAUAGAGCUUGGUAG
This is a messenger RNA of Tricharina praecox, 897 nucleotides long. RefSeq lists its product as uncharacterized. The transcript has 3 exons. NCBI's taxonomy places the organism in Eukaryota, Fungi, Ascomycota, Pezizomycetes, Pezizales, Pyronemataceae. Gene Ontology annotation, cellular component: intracellular anatomical structure. Gene Ontology annotation, molecular function: oxidoreductase activity, acting on NAD(P)H, oxygen as acceptor. The record is from RefSeq and is a predicted model, not a curated record. The coding region runs from base 1 to 897 and encodes 298 amino acids.